Pygocentrus nattereri (red-bellied piranha) is the source of this 3523-nucleotide messenger RNA. It is a transcript of the gene wnt7aa, whose product is annotated as wingless-type MMTV integration site family, member 7Aa. Gene Ontology annotation, biological process: cell fate commitment; multicellular organism development; neuron differentiation. Gene Ontology annotation, cellular component: extracellular region. The coding region runs from base 492 to 1541 and encodes 349 amino acids. The transcript is spliced from 4 exons. NCBI's taxonomy places the organism in Eukaryota, Metazoa, Chordata, Actinopteri, Characiformes, Serrasalmidae. Gene Ontology annotation, molecular function: cytokine activity; frizzled binding. The record is from RefSeq and is a predicted model, not a curated record.
GUGUAAAGUCAGCCAAAGCUGCAGGCUCCAGGAUUACACUCCACUGGGCUAGAUCAGUUCAUUCUGACUCCACUGAGCUCAGCUACCCUGAGCAGAACAGCAGGCUGUAAAGAGGAACUCAACCUGUCUGCAGGUUUCAUGCCUUAAUGCAAGGCUGUUUUGAGCUAAUCUAGACUGGAUUUUUCCCCCUUCUCACUGAUAGCGUCAGGUAGUGCUGAUACACGGAAGCAAGCUGUACCUGCUCUCCAGGCACUGGGAAAGGCAGUGUUAGGGGCUGAUCUGCCUGGUGGGCUCUCAGUCCUCGCAGCCUUUUUUGCGGAUAAUUGGACACCUUUGGAGAAAAACCGAGCUCCAUCUGAACACGCCCUGACACAUCAGAUAUGGGGAAAAGGGGGGAAUUGACUUGGUGUGCUUCGUUGCAUUGAUCCACAUGCUGGAGGAUUCUGCUGAAGGACAUUUGAAGCUAGAAACACACUAUUAAAAAAAUCACCAUGAGCAGAAAAACGCGCCGUUGGAUUUUUCACAUCUUCCUCUGUUUGGGGAUUAUCUAUCUGAAAAUUGGGGGUUUCUCAUCUGUGGUGGCCCUGGGAGCGAGCAUCAUCUGCAAUAAAAUCCCCGGGCUGGCACCUCGACAGAGGACUAUCUGCCAGAGCAGACCUGAUGCCAUCAUAGUGAUUGGAGAAGGAGCUCAGAUGGGGAUCAAUGAGUGCCAGUUUCAGUUCAGAAACGGCCGCUGGAACUGCUCUGCGCUCGGGGAGAGAACUGUCUUUGGAAAAGAGCUGAAAGUGGGGAGUAAGGAGGCUGCUUUCACCUACGCCAUUAUCUCCGCUGGGGUUGCCCAUGCCAUCACAGCUGCCUGCACACAGGGUACGCUGAGUGGCUGCGGCUGCGAUAAGGAGAAACAGGGUUUCUAUAACCAGGAAGAAGGCUGGAAGUGGGGCGGCUGCUCAGCUGACAUCCGCUAUGGCCUGAGCUUUUCCAAGGUGUUUCUGGACGCUCGAGAAAUCAAGCAGAAUGCCAGGACUCUCAUGAACCUCCACAACAAUGAAGUAGGACGAAAGAUCUUGGAAAAGAACAUGCGUUUGGAAUGCAAGUGUCAUGGCGUCUCCGGCUCCUGCACCACCAAGACUUGCUGGAUGACCUUGCCCAAGUUUAGGCAGCUGGGCUACAUCCUCAAGGACAAGUACUUCCAGGCGGUUCAUGUGGAGCCUGUGCGAGCGAGCCGGAACAAGCGACCCACCUUUCUGAAGAUCAAAAAACCCUAUUCCUAUCGCAAGCCCAUGGACACCGAUUUGGUUUACAUUGAGAAGUCGCCCAACUAUUGCGAGGCAGACCCGGUAACUGGCAGCAUGGGUACACAAGGCAGGAUCUGCAACAAGACAGCCCAUCAAGCGAACAGCUGUGAUUUGAUGUGCUGUGGCCGGGGCUACAACACGCACCAAUACUCACGGGUUUGGCAGUGCAACUGCAAGUUCCUGUGGUGCUGCUACGUCAAAUGCAACACCUGCAGUGAGAGGACAGAGGUGUACACAUGCAAAUGAGAAUAUGUUUGUUGCUCAUGCAAGUGUUAUGUCUAGAGGGUCUGAGAAGGUCAGUGUCAAUACAUCAACAGGGUGCAUCCCAUUAGGGAGUUGGGCGAUGUAGAUCCAAGGCUUUUUAAAAAAAGGAGAACCAUUUGCACAAGUCAGUUCUUGGGUCUCCAUUGUUGGCCAGGUUCUUUUAAUAUCGCCUGGAGGAUUGCCAAAGCAAAUGUGGGCUAGGUGUCAAGCUUUGCUUCAGAGCUUGGUGGCAAUCUUUGGUCUAGGUACCAAUGGACACCUUGCGCAUUCAGGGCAAUGGAGCGAGGAAGUCCAGGAAAGGCUGUUCUGUGGACUGUGAAAAAGUUGUGGGUGGUGACCUUGGCCUGUCCUGCUCUACAGAUUGUGAGGAAAGCUUUCAUUAUGAGUUGUGAAUGAACAUCCUUGUCAUAUGUAUAUCAAAACUGGAUGUUUUGGAUGUUUUUUUUCUUCCGAUGGACAUUAAGAAAGCAUACUGUAUAUGGACGAUGAUGGUGAUAUUUAACUUUUUAUUUAGAGAGACAAAGGCUAAUAUUAAUUUAUUUAAUAAUAAAAACUACUGAUUUUUCUUUCUUCAUGUGAGUUAAGGUCCAUUUUCACCAUUGAAUAUUUUGUAAUUGUGGUUGAAGCAAAAAUGUAACCAUCUGAUCCCACACAUUUGUGCUUUUUGAUCAAUAAACUGGGUGUAGUUUUUAAAGUACACGGUGUAAACAAAACACAUUGUGCAUCAUAUUGUUGGUGCCGUUACUUGUGCUAAACGUUGUGAGGUGCCUUAAGUGUUUGCACCACAAAAUUCAGUUAUCCUCUCCAGCCUCUAUUGUGUUUGUCUUCCACCUCAGCUCCCAGCACAGUACAUAUAUAUUUAUGUAAUACAAUAUACACUGGAUACACUGGAUGUGCAUCUCUCUUGAAGGCUGACUCCUCCUAGAAUGAAUUAACGUCUUAUAUGCUAAAUGUGAACAAUGUAAACAGUGUGCAAAAAAUUGACUUUUAUUCAUAAUAAUACAUCAGUUAUGUUUGGACCUGAGUUGUAAGUAAUAGUGAGCUGAAUUCAUUUGAUAAACAGCCUGCAAGUAACCUUAAUUGACACAUAACCUUCUGCUUGCAAACUCACACGUGGCUCUACCUUGACCCAAAUCUGUCCAACUGGAAGAAAAGGCAAGGCAGCGGUUAAUUCAUUUUGGAACGAGGUAGCUUGCAAUCAGGAGAUGCCUCCACAUGCUACUGAUACCGAACGCUGAGGUCACUGAUACUGUUAUUGCUAUAUAAAUAUUAUACCUUUCUUUUUUGCUGCUAGUCGUCUGGUAAAUUCUAGGCUACAACUUGGAAACUGUAUAACGCCUGUUUGUUGAAACUAGUACUUUUGAACACCGUGGGCAAAUGUGGUAUCCUGGACGAGUUGUCCCUGUGCUGACACAGUUAACAGAAUAUAUUUUGCGAGAGAUUAUUUUUAUAUGAGUGUUUUAUUUAUUUGUGCUGUAAAAAAGUCCUGCUCCCCAAUUUCUUUUAACUUCCAUAGAUAGAAACAAAUAAUCUAAGCUAGAAACUGCAUGGGGUUGAUAAUGUUACGGUACCAGCUUGAUCCCUUGCUUGAUCAAGACACAAACUGAAAUGGACAACGAAUUAGUAAUAAUCAGUAAUAAUGGGAAAAUUAUUUUGUAGCUUUACUAUAGUCAUUUAACAAACAUGACCCUGUAUGUAGGGCUAAUAAGUGAAACUAAAAAUGGGACAAACACUGGUACUAAGAAAACAAAUAUGACAGUUAGUGAUUUUUAACCAAAGAACUGAAUCUGGAGGUGGCUCUUUCACUGACAUCCUUGGCUUUGGUCCUGUUUUUGAUAACGAACAAUGAAUUCAAGUGAUGUUUUGCUAAAUUGGUCAUUCUGCAUGCUUAUAUUGUCAUAACGAUUUAACAAAGUGCAUUGUGUUUUGAACAGUGUUAAUAAAAGUCACCUCAGCAGUUUGCA